Molecule: messenger RNA, 897 nt
Organism: Cadophora gregata
Lineage: Eukaryota; Fungi; Ascomycota; Leotiomycetes; Helotiales; Ploettnerulaceae
Exons: 2
Coding region: 1-897 (298 amino acids)
Source: RefSeq, a predicted model, not a curated record
AUGGCACCAGCAACCAUCACUCAACUCCUCACUCUCGCUCUACUCGCCGUCAGCGCAACUGCCACCAACGGAGGCUACGGCCCCCCACCACCACCUAUCCCACCUCCACCCUAUGCUGGCCCGGAUCCCAUCUAUGACCCUCUUCCAGGCAACCCGGGUGCUUUCCCUCCAGGAUUUCCAUUCAACAAUUUGCCACCUCUUCCAGGUGCAAGUCCGAAUCCAUUGCCGGUUCCGGGAUACACGCCUAUUAUUCCUGGACCACCGAAGCUUACUACGAGUAAGGCAGGUGGUAUCUUCACUACUCUUCCUGGUGUUCCUGGUGGUCCCGGUGGUCCAGGAGGACCAGGAGGACCAGGUCUCCCUACUGUAGAACCCAUUUGUGCGAAGACCAUCUUGUCUACCACCAUCCUUACUCACAUUUCCACUACUGUCGUCAGCUUUACAAACACCAUCUCCUCGCUUGAAACAUUGACGAACAGUGUCUGUGUCCCAGCCAUCCCAACUCUUCCCCCAGCUGUCUCGACUUCGGAAACUGCUGGUGGUGUGUUCACAACUCCCACUCUACCCACUCUUCCUACUAUCCCAGGAGUGUCAUUGACCACCAUCACGACCUUGACGACGUUGAGCACAAGCAAGAUCACUAUCCCGGGUAUCCCAACCGGUCCUAUUACAACUGUACCGACCAUUCCAGGCCCUUCCAGCAUCAGUCUUCCGACCAUUCCAGGUGGAGUUGGCUCGACUGGUCCUGUCACUAAGCCUACGAGCAAUUCCUUCUCAUUCAUCCCUCCCCCAGUCCAAACCUACCCACCUUCUCCACCUAUCUAUCCUCCACCACCUCCCCCUCCAGGUUACGGCAAUGGUGGAAAUGGCGGAUACGGAGAUGUGGAUGACUAUUAG